Molecule: messenger RNA, 483 nt
Organism: Ostertagia ostertagi
Lineage: Eukaryota; Metazoa; Nematoda; Chromadorea; Rhabditida; Trichostrongylidae
Source: the annotation of a GenBank genome assembly
AUGCAUGUUAAAGAAGGAGACGGCUUGACGGUAGUCGGUUCAGCUGUUGGGCCACUGAUUGCUUCAUGGAGAAAAAGAGAUGCUCAUUCAGAAAGAUAUUUAAGGGGUUUGUUAUUUAUACUGGAGUACUGUCUUGCCCAUUCAAUGGAGGAUCAUCAAUGUUUUGAAUUACUUGUAACCUCACUUGGCUACAACACUGUACAGUUUUGGAGAGCAGCAGUGCCGAACAUCUUCGAUUCGGAUCUCUCGUAUGGAACAAAGUUCAGGGACUCAUUGCUGUUUGCUCUCACCUUAUACGAUGUGAACACUGGGAAAAAUCGGCUACGAGAGCUAUACGCUGCAGUUCCCGGCAUUAGGAAAUCGUUGUUGGGUGUCAACGCCAAGCAGUUUGGUGAGAGAUUCCACCAUCUUCAGAAGAGGAUUUCUCGGCACUCGUCAAUGGGCAGCUUGGAGAACAUCGACUCGGAAAAGGAAGACGAACAA